Molecule: messenger RNA, 817 nt
Organism: Ixodes scapularis (black-legged tick)
Lineage: Eukaryota; Metazoa; Arthropoda; Arachnida; Ixodida; Ixodidae
Product: astakine
Exons: 4
Coding region: 307-663 (118 amino acids)
Source: RefSeq, a predicted model, not a curated record
AGACGCGCCGCGUGCAACUCCGACGGCAGCGCCGGCAGCGCCGUCGCCGAGCCGCUACCACCGCUACUCUCUCCCGCAUAAAAGCUCGAGGCAGCGUAGCGUUAGUAGCACCGCCGGCUCUGUUCAACUUCCGAGCGAUACGCGCAGACCGACACUCAUCUUCCUCGUGCUCCACGCCAGGACUCCAGAGCUCUCCACCGAACCCGAGUCGAAACCCCAAGACCCCCACGACCCAUUCUCUGCCCAUCGAACCGCGACGUCCUUGCGCCACUUCUUCAGAGAUUCGAGAGAUACCCAAGUCUGAAAAUGUUGUUCUCGGUUGGAGCUAUCCUGCUGCUGUGCGCCAUGGCCAGCUCGCAGAAACCACAGGGCUUCGAGAAGGCCUGCAGUGGACCCGAGGACUGCCAGCCCGGGGAGUGCUGCGUCUUAGGCAUGCAGCGCUUCAGCAUCCCCAUCUGCAUGAAGCUGGGCCAGAUCGGCGACACGUGCCGCCCGAACAACGCACCCGAGAACCGCAGCUUGUGGUACCCCCAUGGAAUCGAGUUUGCCAGUCACAACACAUACACCCUGUUCUGCCCCUGCGACGCCGGCAUGACCUGUUGGGAUGCCCGGUGCCAACCCACCAAGGACGAUUUCGGCAACGCUCUGGACUACCAGCAGUAAAUGAUGCACUCCUCGUCCGAAGACUUGUCGAUUGUCGAAAGGUGUCCAGGUUUUUGGCGCAUGCGAAGAAUUCUCCGAGGCGCUUGCGAGUUUGGCUUUCCGUCAAUCAUGCAUUUGCGAGAAUGCAAAUGCAUCGAGUUGAUCCUUCCUUCGA